Messenger RNA from Coccinella septempunctata (seven-spotted ladybird), 582 nucleotides. RefSeq lists its product as uncharacterized. The transcript has a single exon. Lineage: Eukaryota; Metazoa; Arthropoda; Insecta; Coleoptera; Coccinellidae. The coding region runs from base 1 to 582 and encodes 193 amino acids. The record is from RefSeq and is a predicted model, not a curated record.
AUGAAAAUAUCAGCAGAAAAAACAAAAUCAGUAGUAAUCUCUAAAGAACCAAUAAGAUGCAAAUUAGAGAUUGAUGGCCAGAUGAUGGAACAAGUGAUGUCGGUUAAAUAUUUGGGAAUCAAGUUAACAUACAACAACGAUAUAAAAGAGGAAGUGAGAGAACAGACAAUGAAAGCCACCAGAAUAGCAGGUUGUUUGAAUGAUGCGAUAUGGAGGAAUAAGCACAUAAGAACGGAAACAAAAUCUAGAAUAUACAAAUCUGUUGUUAGACCAGUUAUGACCUACACCGCCGAGACGAGACCACAAACAAGUAAAACUCAAAGAUACCUGGAAACAAGCGAGAUGAAAACACUGAGAAAGAUUGCAGGAAAAACAUUGUGGCACAGAGAAACAAAUGAAAGCAUAAGACGCAUAUGCGAGGUUGACAAUGUUAACACUUGUGUAAAGAACAGAAAACGGGAAUGGAACCAACACAUAAACAGGAUGACGGAACAGCGGAUAGUAAAGAUAGCCCGAGAUAAGUCGCCGGGAGGUCGAAGAAGUGUAGGACGCCCGCGAAGACGAUGGAACGACGACUUAUGA